AUGUUGGACCAGUUGAGGCCAAUGGAACCUGUACAGAAGCAGCUCCCUCAGCUGGGCAAUGUGGCAGCAGCCCUGCAGGAAGCCAUGAAGAGAGAGUGCUGGUGGAUGGCAUGGGUGAAGAAGCCAGUCACCUUUGAUGAUGUGACAGUGAACUUCACCCAGGAAGAGUGGAAAUGUCUAGAUGCCACUCAGAGGUCCCUCCAUCAGGAUGUUAUGUUGGAGACCUUCAAGAACCUGGCAUCUGUAGCCAGAAUCUUUCUGCCUAAAUCAGAUCUGAUCACCAAGGCUGAGCAAGCAGAGGAAGAGUGGAAAGCAGAUUACCAUCCCUCAAAUGGAGACUACCCCCCUUUAGGUAAGAGUUGAGGCAAGAAGGAGUAUGAGGAACUUCAAGAGCAAAGUCAGAAUUUGAGAGAUGAGGGGACUGGUGAUGACAAGGUCUCCCCUGCUGGGGGAUGGGCAGGCCAGAGCCCACCCUCUGCUCCAGCCAGGUCCAUGGCUGGGACCCCAGUGUUCCCAGCAUCCCAGGCUGGGUCAUCGUUUUGCUGCAACACCUGUGGCAAGUGUUUCAACAAGAGCUCCCACCUCCAUAGCCACCAAUUUGUUCACAACCCCAAGUGGACUUAUACCUGCAGCCAGUGCGGGAAAUCAUUUAGGAGCCCCAGGACCCUCAGCUACCACAAGCGCAUGCAUCUUGGGGAAAAGCCCUUCCGUUGCUCCACCUGUGACAAGACCUACUGUGACCCAUCUGGACUUAGUCGUCACCGCCGUGUCCAUCUGGGUUACCGGCCCCAUCCAUGCCCACUCUGUGGGAAGGCCUUCCGGGACCAAUCUGAGCUCAAACGCCACCAGAAGACUCACGAAGGCCAGGAGCCAGUGGCAGGGAAGCAAGGAGGUAUUGUGAGGAUUCCAGGCCCCACAGCUGGAUUCCAGGCACCCGUCAUUAGGAACCAAGCACCAGUGGCCAGGAUCCAAGAGUCCACAUUUAGAACCGAGGGCCUUGUGGCCCAGACUCAACCAUCUAGUGUUAGGAGCCAGACAUCCAUGACCAGGAACCAGGUGAUCUUUGUAAGAACUCAGGCACCAAUCGUUACAACCCAAGGGCUUGUGCCUAGGAUCUGGGCACCCAACACUAGAGACCCCUGCUUGGACACCAGGUCCAGCCCUCGCCCAGCAAGGCCCACAAGAUGUAAGGUCUUCUCUUGCCCCCAUUGUCCCUUCACUUUUAGCAAGAAAGCCUAUCUCUUUAGCCACCAGAAGGCCCACCUCACAGAGCUGCAAAACCGCUGCUUCCGUUGUGGCAAAUCCUUCAGCUCAUUCUCUGGGCUGGUCAGACACCAGCAGACCCACUGGAAGCAGAAGAUCUACCGUUGCCCUAUCUGCGACCUCUGUUUUGGGGAGAAGGAGGGCCUUGUGGGCCACUGGAGGAGCCGCAAUGGCGAGGGGCGACGCCUGGGAAGCCCCCAUAAAUGCUGGGUCGUCCUGGGCCAGUGGCUCGGCUUCUUUUGGGCUGCCUCCCCUAUGGCUGGGAAGGGUGGGAAGCACAGAGGAAGUGGAUCUUCUCCUAGGAUCCCUACCCCCAGGAGAGGGGAGAUAAGGGAGAAGGCAUGCAAAGGAAACAAUGCAAAGGAGGGUCUUGGAACAUAA
Messenger RNA from Trichechus manatus latirostris (Florida manatee), 1644 nucleotides. RefSeq names its product ZFP57 zinc finger protein (gene ZFP57). The record is from RefSeq and is a predicted model, not a curated record. NCBI's taxonomy places the organism in Eukaryota, Metazoa, Chordata, Mammalia, Sirenia, Trichechidae. Gene Ontology annotation, biological process: regulation of DNA-templated transcription. The transcript is spliced from 4 exons.